This is a messenger RNA of Hydractinia symbiolongicarpus, 2511 nucleotides long. Its product is annotated as ubiquitin-like-conjugating enzyme ATG10. The record is from RefSeq and is a predicted model, not a curated record. Gene Ontology annotation, biological process: protein lipidation; macroautophagy; protein modification by small protein conjugation. Gene Ontology annotation, cellular component: intracellular anatomical structure. The coding region runs from base 63 to 716 and encodes 217 amino acids. NCBI's taxonomy places the organism in Eukaryota, Metazoa, Cnidaria, Hydrozoa, Anthoathecata, Hydractiniidae. The transcript has 6 exons. Gene Ontology annotation, molecular function: Atg12 transferase activity.
UCAUAUAGCGUACAGGUAAAGUUUUAGUUAAACUGCAAUUUCAUAUGCAUUAAAAGAGGUUCAUGGAUGGAUGCAUAACAAGGGAACGUUUUGAUAAAGAAUGUGAACAAAUUAUCAAACGAAGUGCUGAGUUAAAGGAUAACUUCACAUUGGAAUCAUCAAAGCACGAUGAAUUUUGCAAGUAUUUAUGUAAACACACAACGAAAAUCAUUACCGUGGAUGAUGACAAGAAUGUGUAUGAGAACGAUGAAAUGGGUGACAGCAUGAAUGAAGAAGACGUUCCAGUUGAUAAAUUGUCUGCAUCAGUGGAGCAUUCAGACGUCGUAAAUUUCAAACAUCAUAUCGUCUAUAGCGAUAGUUACAAUGUUCCAGUCUGUAUUUUACAGCAAGUUCGACAGAUCUUUUUUUGCGAAAGUUGUUUAUGUGUUAUGUUACCAUCUUAUGUCAUAGAUGGAAGAAUAAAAACACUGGAAGAAAUAUGGCAGCUUGUUCCUGAACAACAAAAGCACGCUUUGCAGGACAAAUGGUCAUUUAUUACUCAACAAGAGCACCCAUAUUUGCAGAUACCGUGUUAUCAGUUACACCCGUGUCACACGUCAAAUUUUAUGAAAGCUUUGUCGACAACAAACAGCAACUAUCUUUUAAUGUGGAUAAGUGCGAUUGGUCCUGUCGUGAAUUUAAACCUACCCAUGGCUUACUUCCAUUCGAUACCGUGAACCGUUCCCAUGUAUUAAGUUAACGUUUGGUUUCUGACGAGACUUAUGAAAGAUUAAAUAGUGCAGCAUUGUGGAUUGCAAGCAAACCAAGCCGUUACUAGAAAAUUAAUUUUGGUUUCUGCAUCUAGCGAUGUGUACCACACGUGAAGUUGGCUUUCUAACAGAAUUUUUUACUACGUUUUGUAUGUCCUGUGUAGACAUCUUAUUUACUAAAGUAUUUUUUAAACUACCCAGGGAACAAGAAUGAUGUGAAGAUAACAUUACUUUUCCAGCGUUCCCCACCAACCACUAAAAAUUUAAAAUAUGUGCAGCAAAACGAAAUAAAAAAAAGAUAAACUUACAGACGUAUUUCUCACAACUUACAUUUGUAUAUUCUUGCAGAAAAAUAGCCACCCACAGAAGCCAAACAAACAAACAGUACCUUAAAAUUCAAAGGAGUCAUUGUAACAGUCUACUCAGAACAAAGACUGUCCACAUAGAAGACAGUCCGCAUAGAAGACAGUCAACACGACAGUCCACGUUAUAUCAUGGAGGUAGGAAUACAGUAUAUAUAGUUUUCAAUAACAAACAAAGUACCAAAAUAUAACAAGAAGCUUUCUUUAAAAGUUUAAUUUGUUCUCUGUAGAAAGACAUUUAAAAAGUAUAUUAUUUCGUUCGUGGGGUCAAAUUUAGAGUUAUAUUUUAAAUGAAAAGGACUGGGUAUUAAGUUAAAAGAGACUGACCAGAUAAAUUUGAAAUUACGCCACGGCUCGUGUCGAGAGAACUGCACGGCCGGUGUAAAGCGAACUGCACGGUCGGUGUGAAGUGACUACACGGCCUGUUUAAAGCGAACCGCACGGCCCGUGUAAAGUAACUAAGUAAUCAACGAGUUUUAAUAAUGCUUAAGAAUGUUGUUGCUUAGCAAUGAAAUAUCACAACUAAAUGUCGAAAAUUUUUAGUUUUUCAAAUUUUUCAUCGAAAUUUAAAGAAGCUUUAUUUCUUAAUGUUUUUACUUAUUUGGUAAAUUGUAUAUAAAGUAAUUUUACACAUAGACAGAAAAAUCAAUUUAAUACUGUGACGUUAUGUUCCCAGGGUUUCUAAUUCAGAGGCACCAGCACCCUGGAAAACCUGAACUUUAGGAAGUUUAGUAAAAAAAGGAGGAGAAUGAAAAUUGACUUGUCACCCUCCUACCUCGUUCUAACACCCUCUGAAAAGAUGCAAUCUUGUUAACAAAGCUUGACCCAAUUAAUUUUUGAACCUGCAGUAACACGCACAAUCAAAUAAGAAAGCGCGCAGUAGAUUCUGUUUUGGACUUGCGAGGUACUGGAAAAUUUGUUCGAGGUAGUGGGGGUUCGAGAUGAAGAGGAAAGAUAAACUUCAAAGUUAGAGAGAGGAAUCAACGUGUGUGUACCAGACAUACAGUGUUCAAGACAGAAAUUUCGUAAUGUUUUAUAAAACUUAAAAAUAACUGGUUUAUAUUUUAUUUAUGGUUCUCUUUAUUAUUUUGAUAAAUUUAGAAUUUCGUGCUUUUGUCGCCACCACACAAAGAUGUUUUUACACGUAAUAAGAAUGCGCAAUUUUUAUUCCAUUGUAAUACUAUUUUUAAUUUUGAUUUCUAUCUUUUUUGUAUAUCAAUUAUUCGUAAAAGCUCAAUAAUUAAAAAUGAUGUAUUAUAAACUAAAAGAUUCAGCCUUUUCGUGGACAGUUCCAAGAGAAGAAUUAUUAAUCUGCAUUUGUAAUAAAUAUGCUUGCACUCCAACGAGACCAAACUUUAACAAGAUCAAAUACAAUACUUCAAAUACUUUUCCUUAUUAUA